AUGCACGGCUCGGAUCCCGUCAAGGUCGAGCUCAACCGGCUCGAGAACGAAGUCAGGGAUAAGGAUAGGGAGCUGGGCGAGGCACAGGCGGAGAUUAAGGCGCUACGCCUGUCGGAGAGGGCGCGGGAGAAGGCCGUCGAAGAGGCCCUUGAUUCCUUUUCCCCCCUUUGCAACUCAACUUGUAGGCUUCUGACCAGAUAUGUAUCCUUUCCUAACAUGCUUUUUAAAUUGCCAAACGAAGUAGCCCGCGGAAAACUCACUGAAGAAUUGGAGAAGCUGGAUGAGAAGCUCAAGUUGACAGAGUCUCUCCUUGAUAGCAAAAAUCUAGAACUGAAAAAAACAAAUGAUGAGAAAAAAGCAGCUAUGGCAGCCCAGUUUGCAGCAGAAGCAACGCUGCGUAGAGUACAUGCAGCCCAAAAGGAUGAUGACAUGCCACCUAUUGAAGCCAUUCUUGCACCACUUGAAGCUGAGUUAAAGCUUGCUCGGCAAGAGAUUGCAAAGCUCCAAGAGGACAACAGAGCAUUAGAUCGUUUGACAAAGCAAAAGGAGGCAGCACUGCUAGAAGCAGAAAGGACUGUACAAACUGCAUUAGCAAAAGCUGCUAUGGUUGAUGACAUGCAAAACAAGAACCAAGAUCUGAUGAAGCAGAUUGAGAUCUGCCAGGAAGAGAAUAAGAUAUUGGAUAGGUUGCACCGCCAAAAAGUUGCGGAAGUCGAAAAGCUUAGUCAAACAGUCAGAGAGCUUGAAGAGGCUGUCCUUGCUGGUGGUGCAGCUGCUAAUGCUGUUAGAGAUUACCAGCGGAAAGUCCAGGAAAUGAAUGAAGAAAGAAAAGUUCUUGACCGUGAACUUGCUCGAACAAAAGUUACAGCAAACAGGGUUGCUGUUGUAGUUGCAAAUGAGUGGAAAGAUGGCAAUGACAAAGUAAUGCCUGUUAAACAGUGGCUUGAAGAGCGCAGAUUUCUGCAGGGUGAGAUGCAGCAACUUCGUGACAAACUUGCUAUUGCAGAGCGAACUGCUCGAUCGGAAGCUCAAGUAAAGGAAAAGUAUCAGUGGCGCCUAAAAGUUCUAGAAGAUGGAUUGAGGGGGCCGCCAAGUGGUUCUAGCCGUCCUCCUACAGAAGGAAGGAAUACAAGUAGUGGAUCUUCCCGUCGUCUAUCGCUAGGUGGAGCUGAUAAUCUGUCCAAAGUCUCCCCGGUUGGUGCAUUAAUGAGGAGAUCCCCGGUUGGCAGCAGCUUGGUCCUCAAGCACGCAAAAGGAACUUCAAGGUCUUUCGAUGGUGGUACGAGGUCUUUAGACCGGGGAAAGGUCCUUGUGAAUGGACCUCAUUUACUCAAUAGAUCUACAGAUGCUGUUGGGGACUGCGAGACUACUGAUAGCUGGAAGGCUAGUGGAGAAGAGAAAAAUACUGAAACCACAAAUAGUGAUUCAACUGAUAUGGUCUCUGGUGUACUCUAUGACAUGCUGCAGAAGGAGGUGGUUUCAUUGAGAAAGGCAUGCCAUGAGAAAGACCAAAGUCUAAAGGACAAGGAUGAUGCAAUCGAGAUGUUAGCAAAGAAAGUAGACACCUUAACCAAAGCCAUGGAGGUGGAGGCUAAAAAGAUGAGGAGAGAGGUAGCUGCUAUGGAGAAAGAAGUUUCUGCUAUGCGCCUUGAGAAGGAACAAGAGAGCAAGGCCAAGCGUCUUGGUAGUUUGAGAGGACCUGGCACAGUUUCUCAGGCACUUCCCGGAAGGUACGCCAAGAGUGCCUUACAUUUUGAGAACUUGAUCUCUUAA
Triticum turgidum subsp. durum (durum wheat) is the source of this 1773-nucleotide messenger RNA. The record is from the annotation of a GenBank genome assembly. Lineage: Eukaryota; Viridiplantae; Streptophyta; Magnoliopsida; Poales; Poaceae.